This is a messenger RNA of Mytilus californianus (California mussel), 1336 nucleotides long. Its product is annotated as forkhead box protein I3-like. NCBI's taxonomy places the organism in Eukaryota, Metazoa, Mollusca, Bivalvia, Mytilida, Mytilidae. Bases 77 to 964 code for a protein of 295 amino acids. The transcript has 2 exons. The record is from RefSeq and is a predicted model, not a curated record. Gene Ontology annotation, biological process: anatomical structure morphogenesis; cell differentiation; regulation of transcription by RNA polymerase II. Gene Ontology annotation, molecular function: RNA polymerase II cis-regulatory region sequence-specific DNA binding; DNA-binding transcription factor activity, RNA polymerase II-specific.
UAUAUCUGAAACGCAAACAAUUUAAGUCAUUCUGUCAUUUUCUCUCAACAAGAUUGUUCCACCCAAUUUAGGAAUCAUGAUGAAUUCACAUUUAAACAUCUAUCAUUUAAACAGAGGAGAUACCGAAAGAGUCAAACGAGAUUCUAUCUCAAGCGAGGGUGAUGGAGUUUGGACACCGUCUCUUUGUACAAGUGAAAGUGAAAGUAGCUACAGUGACAGUGAUGAAUCUAUUGCACAGGUUCAGUUAUCGUUAGACAGAUCAAUAAAGAAUGGAUCAUCUUCCAGUGAUACCCAUGAGAAGCCAUCGCACUCUUAUAUAGCUAUGAUUUCAAUGGCAAUACUGAGUAAACCAAACAGGAAACUGUUACUCAAUGACAUAUAUCAAUACAUAAUGGAUAAUUUUCCCUUCUUCAAUAACAAAGAAAAAGCAUGGAGAAACAGUAUACGGCAUAAUCUUUCUCUAAACGAGUGCUUCCUGAAAUGUGGUAGGUCCAAUAAUGGCAAAGGCAACUAUUGGUCUAUUCACUUAGCAUGUAUAGCGGAUUUUUCAAAAGGAGACUUCAGGCGCCGAAAUGCAAGACGAAGAGCUAGAAAAAGUUCUGUAAAAACUGCCGAUGAUUCAUCUAAUAAAUUCUACACACGGAAUAAUAAUGGAUAUGUACCUAUGACAUCAUCGCAAAUUGGAUUCUACCCAUACUCAUACAAAGAAUCCUUAAUGCAUACCAAACCUCAUAACCCACAUCAAAUUAUUCAGUCUCCUGUAUCUACAUUCGAAAUGAUAAGAACGCAAUUUCCGGCAGUCAUGCAGUCGUUCGGAAGCGAUUCAUUAUUUCCCGUUUCGCAAUCAGGAGGACAAUCAUGCAUUACACCAUCCACAUACUGUACGUCGUCAUCAUUCAGACCGAGCUCGAGUUCAACGUUUUAUUCAUCUUGUCAGAUACAGAAAGAGGUUUCUGAUUGGUGAAUAAAACGUAUCUCACAUUACCAAGUGUGGGUUUUAAAUUUUGCUGCAUUUGAAUAAUUAAAAAUUAUCAAUGCAGUGUUGACUGAGUUUAGUAAAGAUACUUGAUAAUUUGUAUACGUCAGCAGCGUUGACUUACAUAAUUGCUUUGAGGAACUAAGGACAACUUUAUUUUUCAAUGAUACCGGUAAAACUACAUCGUAAACGGACUCAAAUGUUUUUGAGAGAUUGGACAAUAGGAACAGUUUAUGUAUAAAAUUCUUGCGUUUGAAGUCAAUGAAUACUGUUGUCAUUUAUCUUGGAAUCAAGACAGACCACGUGGUAUCGUUUCUACAACUGUACAUAAAAAUCAAUAAAAUUAAUUUAUAACAUUUA